UUUUGUUUCCUCUUCCUGUUUCAAGAAAAAUGGCGGCGGAGGCUGCUGGAGAAGUAGGGACGUUUUUAACUGGUGGCCUGCUGGAUUUCUCUCCGAAAGACACUUCGCUGAUAUGGCUGCAAGCUGAAGACCUUUUGUCAGAUGUUUACUUGCACCUGGCAUGUUACGUGCCAAAAGUUUAUUGCCUGGGUCCAAACCCAAAUCCUCAGAGCGAGGACAUUUUAACACAGCACCUUCUUCUUGGGCCCAUGGAAUGGUAUCUUUGUGGGGAGGAUCCUGCCACAGGCUUUGCCAAACUAGAGCAGGCUAGCAAGCCAUCCCAUCUCUGUGGACGUGUUUUCAAGGUAGGAGAGCCGACCUACUCUUGCAGAGACUGUGCAUCAGACCCAACCUGUGUCUUGUGUAUGGAGUGUUUCCUUGGAAGCAUCCAUAAGGACCAUCGGUACAGAAUGACAACCUCGAGUGGUGGAGGCUUCUGUGACUGUGGUGACACUGAAGCAUGGAAAAAAGGCCCUUACUGUCAGAAGCACAUGCUCAACAAGAGCAACAUAUCUGAGGAAGACCCACUGGUUCCGCUGUCUGAGGAUAUGGUGGCGCGAUGCUAUAACGUCUUCUCUAUCCUGCUGAAGUAUGCUGUGGACAUGCUGACUUGGGAGAAAGAUGAUGAACUGCCUACAGGUUUGCAGCCUCUAGAAAAACAUGACACCUACUACUGCAUGUUGUUUAAUGAUGAAGUGCAUACUUACGAACAGGUGAUCUACACACUGCAGAAGGCAGUUAACUGCUCACAGAAGGAAGCUGUCAGCUUUGCUACAACCGUGGAUAGAGAUGGGCGAAAGUCUGUUCGUUAUGGAGAGUUUCAGUUCUGCGAACAAGCCAAGAAUGUUAUUGUAAGGAACACCAGCAGGCAGUCAAAACCCCUGAAGGUCCAGGUGAUGCACUCAUCUGUUGUUGCACAUCAGUGUUUUGCGCUCAAAGUGCUUUCCUGGUUGGGUCAAGUGAUCAGCUACUCGGAUGGACUGCGUCGAAUUCUAUGCCAGGUCUGGUUACAGUUGAGACCAGAAGGAGAGAAUUCAUCUCUUGUGGACAAGCUCAUGCUUUGUGACUCAAAGCUCUGGAAAGGUGCAAGAAAUGUUUAUCACCAACUCUUCAUGAGCAGUCUUCUCAUGGAUUUGAAAUACAAGAAGCUAUUUGCAGUUCAGUUUGCAAAAAAUUACAGGAAGCUGCAGACAGACUUUAUGGAGGAUGACCAUGAACGGGUGGUGUCAGUAACUGCCCUGUCUGUCCAGCUCUUCACAGUGCCCACCCUGGCUCGGAUGUUAAUCACUGAAGAAGACCUCCUGACUACAAUCAUUCGCACCUUUAUGGAUCAUCUACGACACAGAGAUCCCCAAGGACGUUUCCAGUUUGAACGUUACACUGCCCAGCAGGCCUUCAAGUUCCGCAGGGUACAGAGUCUCAUUGGAGACUUGAAGUAUGUUUUAAUCACUCGGCCUAAUGAAUGGACAGAUAAGCUAAGGGAAAAGUUUCUAGAAGGUUUUGAUGCCUUUCUGGAGUUGCUGAAGUGCAUGCAGGGUAUGGAUCCGGUCACACGGCAGGUGGGACAGCAUAUUGAAAUGGAGCCCGAGUGGGAAGCAGCUUUUACUUUACAGAUGAAGUUAACGCACAUCAUUUCCAUGAUGCAGGAGUGGUGUGCCUCAGAUGAGCAGGUCUUGAUAGAUGCCUACAAAAAGUGCCUGGCACUGCUGAUUCACUGCCACAGUGGAUUCACUGAUGGAGAGCAGCCUCUUACGCUUAACAUGUUUGGUCAUUCAGUGGACACAAUACGAUACUGUGUGUCUCAGGAAAAGGUCAGCGUUCACUUGCCUGUGUCUCGUCUACUGGCAGGUCUACAUGUUCUCUUAAGCAAAACUACUGUGGCAUACAGAUUUCCAGAGCAGCUACCUCUGAGUGAAUUAAGUCCCCCAAUGCUGAUUGAGCAUCCCUUACGGUGCCUAGUUUUGUGUGCUCAAGUGCAUGCUGGUAUGUGGAGAAGGAAUGGCUUUUCCCUUGUCAAUCAGAUCUAUUACUAUCAUAAUGUGAAGUGCAGAGCAGAGAUGUUUGACAAGGACCUUUCUGUCCUUCAGGCUGGAGCUUCAAUGAUGGAUCCCAACCACUUCCUCAUGAUUGUCUUGAGUCGUUUUGAGCUGCACCUGGUCUUUAAUAAUCACCAGUAUGGCAAACGUUAUGGUAGUGAUGGGACUAACAAGGAUGUCCUGAAUCAGAAUAAUACGCUAAUUGAGGAGAUGUUGCACCUUAUUAUCAUGCUUGUUGGAGAACGUUUUGUUCCUGGUGUUGGUCACGUUGGGGAUUCCGAUGAAAUCAGACGGGAGAUCAUUCACCAGUUAUGUAUACGCCCCAUGGCACACAGUGAGCUAGUCAAGGCCUUGCCUGAAGAUGAGAACAAGGAGACAGGAAUGGAAGCAGUCAUUGAGGCAGUAGCUUACUUUAAGAAGCCAGGUCUGACAGGCAGAGGUCUUUAUGAGCUGAAGCCUGAAUGUAGCCAACAGUUUAACCUCUACUUCUACCACUACUCCAGAGCAGAUCAGUCCAAGGCAGAAGAGGCCCAGAGGAAACGAAAGAGACAAAAUGGAGAAGACCCAGCACUUCCUCCUCCAGAGCUGCCACCUUUCUGCCCAUUGUAUGCUAGCCUUGUGAACCUGCUGCAGUGUGAUGUCUUUCUUGGAAUACUAAGCAGUAUUCUUCAGUGGGCCCUGGAGCCAAACAGCUGCUCAUGGACAGAGUCCAUGCUACAAAGAGCUCUCCAUCUGAUUGGAAUGGCUCUGCUAGAAGAGAGACAGCAGCUUCAGACUGGUGGAGAAGACAUCCCUGUCACAUUUAACUUUACCAACAAGAUCUCAUGUCCAGGUGACGCUCCCGGUAAUGCUCCCAGUAUGUUGGCAAUGCUGGAAACACUGCAGAAUGUACCUCACCUAGAAGUCCAUAAAGACAUGAUUCGAUGGAUAUUGAAAACCUUUGCCUAUAUUAAGAAAAUGCGAGAGCAGACCACUUUCAGUCCAGUGUCUGAUCCUCGGAGUCUAGAUUUAGAUGAGCUGGUACAUGACAAGGACAAAGCAGAGAGGAAGCGCAAGGCUGAGAUUGCACGCCUCCGACGGGAGAAAAUUAUGGCUCAGAUGUCUGAGAUGCAGCGACACUUUAUUGAUGAAAAUAAGGAACUUUUUCAGCAAACGAUGGAUGAGCUGGAACCUUCAACCUCCUCUUCUUUGGAUCACAGUCCAAGCAUUCCUGAUGCAGUGUUGGUUGGUCUCGGACCCUGGAAAACAUGGGCUCCUGACAAAAGACAGGUAGUCACAUGUAUUCUUUGCCAGGAAGAACAAGAAAUAAAGAUGGAUGGUAAAGCCAUGGUCCUGGCUGCCUUUGUUCAAAGGUCCACUGUUAUGUCCAAAAACCGAAAGAGAACAGUGACUGACCAAGAGGAUUCUGACCCUUUGUUUAUGCUCCAGGAUCUCCCCUGUGGUACACACACGGGUAGCUGUGGACAUGUAAUGCACUCUCAGUGCUGGCAAAGGUACUUUGAUGCUGUACAGGCCAAGGAGCAGCGACGACAACAACGAUUGCGUGUGCACACUAGCUAUGAUGUGGAAAAUGGUGAAUUUCUCUGUCCACUAUGUGAAUGUCUCAGCAACACUGUGAUACCUCUUUUGCCCCUUGGUCAAACUCUCAGUGAAAGGAGCCCCUCUGAUCAUCCAAACCUAAAUCAAUGGUUCUGUUGUCUCUCCAAGCAGUUAGAUUGUCUUCACCUUGGUGACUCUCAGUGUGGACAGGACAGUUCGAAAGUUGCACCAGGGUUCAGGCCUGACAUCCUACCUCCAAAUCCUUUUUCUGCCAGUAUUACAGAAAUGCUUACUACCUUUGGGACAGCCACUCACAAGGUGGGCCUUAAGGUUCACCCAAAUGAGAAAGACCCUCGCCUUCCUCUUGUGUGUUGGGGAAGUUGUGCAUACAGUAUCCAGACAGUAGAGCGGCUUUUGUCGGAUGAGGACAAGCCUUUAUUCUGCAGUUUACCAUGUCGACAGGAUGACUGUUUGAAGUAUCUGACAAGGUUUGGGGCUGCGUCCUGGAGAGUAUCAUCUCUGUCAGUGGUGCAGAAUCACUUCAUUAGGUUGCUUGCAGCACUGAUGCCAAAUGCCCAUGUGGAAAAGUCUCCUGGAAUCUUAGAUAUUGAUAUGUUUCACCUGCUGGUCAGUCUCAUUUUGUCGUAUUCAUCUGUGCACUGUCAAGACUUCUCGGGUCACAGCCUUGCCACCGGGGAGCUACACCUUUUUCAUUUGGUGACAAUGGCUCACAUUGUACAGAUUGUUCUUACUUCUGCACCAGGACUUGGUGCUAUGGAGCAGGACGUUGGAGGUGGUGGAGAAGGUGUAGAUGAGGAAGUGGCAUCGGAAUCCUUGUUUUGUUUACUUAGGCAGUACACAGGAAGUGCCUUAAGGGAGAAUGUUUCAGGAUGGCAUCUAUGGCGCUGUAUAAAAGCUGGAAUAAUGCCCUAUCUACGCUGCUCAGCAAUGUUUUUCCACUAUCUUAAUGGUGUGAAACCCUCUCCAGAAUUACUAGGUCAUGAUGCUUGCCAGUUUGAGCAACUAUGCCGGUAUCUGUGCCUCCCAACCAACCUUCUUCUGUUGUUUGAGAGCAACAGUGAGCUGUUGAGCCCCAUCUUUCAGAGAUGGUGCAGUCAUCCUGAGACACAGAGCCAUUUACUCUGUCACAACGUAUCUUUAAGCUAUCCCAGGGAAUCCAAUCACCUGGUACCUCUUCCUGAAGACUACAGUUCACUUAUUAACCAGGCAUCUAGCUUUACGUGCCCCAAGUCUGGUGGGGAUAAGAGUCGAGCCCCAACGUUAUGCCUGGUAUGUGGUACAAUGCUUUGCUCUCAGAGUUACUGCUGCCAGACAGAGCUGGAUGGUGAGGAUGUUGGAGCCUGCACAGCUCAUACCUUCACCUGUGGGGCUGGUGUGGGCAUUUUUCUCAGGGUACGGGAAUGUCAGGUGCUGUUCCUUGCUGGAAAGACAAAAGGCUGCUUCUAUCCACCUCCAUAUCUGGAUGAUUAUGGAGAGACAGAUCAGGGGCUCAGACGUGGCAACCCACUCCAUCUUUGUCAAGAGCGCUAUCGCAAGAUAGAGAGGCUGUGGCAACAGCACAGUAUCACAGAAGAGAUUGGCCAUGCACAAGAAGCUAAUCAGACGCUAGUGGGCAUUGACUGGCAGCACUUGUGAAAGCGCUGAACUGAACAAGGCAUUUGAACUGCACUUGAAAUCUGGAGAGAUCAUGAUGAUGUGCCCUCCUGCAGUGAUACCUAGGGCAGUAUGCUGGAGCUGCAGCGCCACAUUUGACAGAUUUGUGGUCUUUUGCCAUUUGAUUGUGCCUGGAGUUGCUGAAUGCAUGUUGGUUUUAUCUGUUUUAUGGCAUUGGAUUUUUUUUUUAAAUCCCUGGACUUCCAUUCACGUGCAGAGCACCCAGCACCCGAUAUUGCUGGGAAGGCCUUACGUUCCUCUUCCUCAUUGUGUGAUAAUGGGACAGAUGAGUCAGAGCAGUGAAAAAAUUAAUAAAUUUCUAAUUUUUUCUCACAGUA
Messenger RNA from Polypterus senegalus (gray bichir), 5626 nucleotides. RefSeq names its product ubiquitin protein ligase E3 component n-recognin 2 (gene ubr2). Gene Ontology annotation, biological process: ubiquitin-dependent protein catabolic process via the N-end rule pathway. Bases 30 to 5270 code for a protein of 1746 amino acids. Gene Ontology annotation, molecular function: zinc ion binding; ubiquitin protein ligase activity. The record is from RefSeq and is a predicted model, not a curated record. NCBI's taxonomy places the organism in Eukaryota, Metazoa, Chordata, Cladistia, Polypteriformes, Polypteridae. The transcript is spliced from 47 exons. Gene Ontology annotation, cellular component: cytoplasm; ubiquitin ligase complex.